AUGGUAACAAGUGAAAAAAGUUCAUCAAAUGAAAUGAUAAAAUUUCCAAAUGAAUUAAUAAAAAUCGUUUGGGGAGAUAAAAUAGAAGAAUCAAUAUUUGAACGUUGGUCUCAACCAUUUGAGUUUUCAACAGAUGAACGAUCAGCAUUAAUUCAAUAUGAAGGUGGUCCAUGUUCGGUUUUAACAACAGUUCAAGCACAUUUAUUAAAUGAAUUAAUUUUUUGUCGACGUUGUUUAAAUGAUUGGCGUCAAGCAUCAAAUGAUGAAAUUGAUUUACAUUUUUUAAAUGCACUUGUUUCUAUUCUUCAUUUAUUAUCAUCAUCAAAUAAUAAAAUUUAUUUAGCUUAUUUUAAUAAUGAUAAACAAAAAAAAACUUUAACAAUAAAUCAAUUUCAUCAACAAAUUCAAUUUCGUUUAUGUCAAACAAAUAUUGAUUUAAAACAAGAAAUUUUUUCACGUCUUCAAAUGUGGAAAAAUUCUUAUGGUGUUUUACUUUUUCUUUAUUCAUGUUUAAUGACAAAAACAAUUGAUUUAUUAAAAAAAGAAAUUGAUGAUGAAACAACAUUACCUUUAAUUGAUAUUGCACAUGGACAUGGAAGUCAAUGUUUAACUAAUUUAUUAAUAACUGGUUUUGCUACACCACAUUGUUUUGAUGGAGAUAAAGAUAUAUCUGGUUUUAAAUUAUAUGGUAUACGUCAACAAGCUUAUAUUGGAUUUUUAUCAUCACUUGAAAUUUAUCGUUUAAUGGAAGUUGGAUGGUUUUUAAAAAAUCCUAAAACUCCUAUCUGGAUUCUUGGAUCUGAAACACAUUUAACUGUUAUUUUUUCAAGAGAACAAGCUUUAGUAGAAUUAGAAAAUGAUACACCUUUAAAAAAAGCUUUAAAAAGUAAGUUUUUAUUUAUUCACUACAUAACUUCGUUUUUUUUUCUUUUUAAUUACUUCGAUCAUAUCAAAUAUAGAGUAAUAGAGAUACUUUUAUUCUUCAUAAAUAGAUUUAAGAAACUUUCUUUCGGAAUAGUCUAAUAGAGAAAAUAAUCUUCUAUUUUUCUAUACUAUUUUAAUAUCAUAAUUAUAAUAAACUUUCGACAAAAGACUUUUCUUCCUAUGAUUGAUAUGUGCUUUGUAUUAUUAGGCCCUAUUUAAUAUUUUUUAAUAAAAAUUUUGAUAUAAACAAGAUAGAGAAUUAAGGUUUUCAUCGUUCGAAAAAGGAGAUCAACAUGUAUAGAAUCAUAUAUUAUACGUUUUUCUAGUAUAUGGUUUCAUGUUUGUUUAAUCAGUUUUCUAAAUGUGGGGAAAAUGUUUUUUUUUUUUUUUAUCAAAAAGGAAACAAUAAAAAAUUCUUUUACAUAAAUAUGUCAGAAAAAUCACUUUAAACUUCGACUAGAAUACUUAUUACUUCUCAAUAAUUAAUUUGAGAUCUCUGAACCUUGUACAGUUUUGUAGAUCUUUGAUCAGCUGUUUUAAAACAUAUAUGACAAUUGAGAAAUCAAUAUAAACACAUCACAAUUAGAUUUAUUUUCAAAAAGGUUAAUUAAAAACCUUUAAAGAAUUAACAUAAAAAAAAACAUCUAUAAUAUAUGAUUAGAUGCAUAUUCAUCUUCUCUUUUGAAUGAUGAAAACUACACUUCUCUAUUUUGUUUCUAUAAAAAUUUAUCCAACAAAAUAUCCACUGAAUAGGGAUUAGUACUACAAGGCACAUAUAAUAGUUUUAAAAAGUCAGAUAAAAUAGCAUAGGAAAAUAGAAGAUUAUUUUCUCUAUUAGACUAU
Rotaria sp. Silwood2 is the source of this 1767-nucleotide messenger RNA. NCBI's taxonomy places the organism in Eukaryota, Metazoa, Rotifera, Eurotatoria, Philodinida, Philodinidae. The record is from the annotation of a GenBank genome assembly.